UGAGCCCCUGCUUUUUUCUCAGCAACAACGACGUGGCGGUGGUGGUAGUAGUGGUGGUGGUGGUGCUGGAGGAAUAUUAGCUUCGUCGUCAAUGCUGUUGUGGUUGGAUAGGGAGAGGGAGAUGUCGGCUAUGGUUUCGGCUCUGACGCAUGUGGUGACAGGAGAGGAGCAGAGUAGGUUUGAUGUGGUUAACGGUUCGGAUUCGCCGGCGGGGAAUGGUUUGUGCGGUGCCGUUGGAAGUAAGAGAGAAAGAGAAGAGGAAGGAGGUGGUGGUGGACAGAACAUGUUUGAGUCGGUUUCAAGGCUUUGCAGAACAUUUGGUGAUUUUCCACAACAGGGCUCACCUUCAUCCUCCUCUGUUUUUCCAGAGAACUCGAUCACAAGAACUCGAAGGACUACUAGCACCACACCACCUGUACAAACAGCAUAUGAAUAUAGUGCACCUCAAUUAUCAGAACAACCAAUAAGGAGAAAAUACAGAGGAGUGAGGCAGAGGCCAUGGGGAAAAUGGGCGGCUGAGAUCAGAGACCCGUUCAAGGCUGCCAGAGUCUGGCUAGGCACAUUCGACACAGCAGAAGCCGCCGCGCAAGCCUACGACACAGCCGCCCUGCGCUUCCGAGGCAACAAGGCAAAACUCAACUUUCCGGAAAACGUCAGACUCCGAUCACUACCAUCAUCAGCUGCAGAAAAUCCAAUGACGACGCAACCUACAGUUUCGGGUUCUUCGAAUGCCCUCCUGUCUAUUCCUACAUCCACCGAACCUAUUGUUCACUCCCAAGCAGCUGCUUCAUUCCAACAACAACGGCCUAUGAGUCUUUAUGAUCAGAUGGUUUUGUUAUCUUCGUCUUCAUCUCCAUCAGCUACUUCUUCUUCUACACUCGCCUCCUCUGUUUCCUCUGCUUCUUCUUCGCCACCACCGCCUGCCUUUUCCUCACUUUUUAGUGCUCAGGCAACGUCACCGGUUCAGCUCAGACAAGCUACCGGUGAUCAGACUGGCGGAGCUGAUUUUUCAGUGCAGCAGCAAUGGUCAACGAGCUCCGGUCAUUACAGUACUUCCUAGAUGAUCGAUUUGAUCAUUUUUUUUUUCGCUUCUUUCUUUUCUCCAUUAAACAUGACAUUUUUUCCGGUUGUGAAAUCCGUUCUCGUUAGUUGCUGCAUCAUUUCCUUAGCCCUACUCAUAAAUAAAAUUUUAUUUUGUAUUC
Rosa chinensis is the source of this 1202-nucleotide messenger RNA. Its product is annotated as ethylene-responsive transcription factor ABR1. Gene Ontology annotation, biological process: ethylene-activated signaling pathway; regulation of DNA-templated transcription. Lineage: Eukaryota; Viridiplantae; Streptophyta; Magnoliopsida; Rosales; Rosaceae. Gene Ontology annotation, molecular function: DNA binding; DNA-binding transcription factor activity. The transcript has 2 exons. The record is from RefSeq and is a predicted model, not a curated record. Bases 92 to 1060 code for a protein of 322 amino acids.